Gastrolobium bilobum is the source of this 687-nucleotide messenger RNA. Its product is annotated as oligopeptide transporter 7-like. Lineage: Eukaryota; Viridiplantae; Streptophyta; Magnoliopsida; Fabales; Fabaceae. The record is from RefSeq and is a predicted model, not a curated record. The coding region runs from base 1 to 687 and encodes 228 amino acids. Gene Ontology annotation, molecular function: oligopeptide transmembrane transporter activity. The transcript is spliced from 3 exons. Gene Ontology annotation, biological process: transmembrane transport.
AUGGCUAAUGAUCACGAAAUCAACGCACCUCUAAUUCAAAGAAAAAGGCACCACAACAACGACCAUGCCGCCGGUUCCCAACCGGAGAACUCACCGGAGGGAGAGAAUUCUCCGAUCGAACAGGUGGCGCUCACGGUUCCGGUCACCGACGAUCCAGCGCUUCCUACCUUCACUUUCCGAACAUGGAUUUUGGGAACUUUAGCUUGUGUUCUUCUCUCAUUCCUCAACCAAUUCUUCGGCUACCGCCGAGAGCCGCUUUCCGUGACGGCGAUCUCGGCGCAGAUCGCGGUGGUGCCGCUGGGACACCUGAUGGCGUCGACGGUGACGAAGCGAGUGUUCUUGAAGGGGAAGAGGUGGGAGUUCACGCUGAAUCCGGGGAAAUUCAACGUGAAGGAGCACGUGCUCAUCACCAUCUUCGCCAAUUCAGGAGCUGCUAGCGUUUACGCUAUUCAUUUCGUGAGCGCCGUCAAAGUGUUUUACCGGAAGGAGAUUUCGAUUUUUGUGGCGUUACUAGUGGUUAUAACGACGCAGGUGUUGGGAUUCGGUUGGGCCGGCGUUUUCCGGCGGUACCUGGUGGAGCCCGCCGCCAUGUGGUGGCCACAAAAUCUCGUGCAGGUCUCGCUUUUCAGACAGAACUUUGGCCUUUCUUCUACGUUUUCUAGUCAAAAAGUUAACACGCACACAUAA